Molecule: messenger RNA, 657 nt
Organism: Didymodactylos carnosus
Lineage: Eukaryota; Metazoa; Rotifera; Eurotatoria; Philodinida; Philodinidae
Source: the annotation of a GenBank genome assembly
AUGCAGAAAGGGAGUGAGGUGGAUCCUAAACACCCAGUUAAUAAUAACGAGCUUGAGGCAGAAUAUGAUUUCGCUAAUGAUGACUUGCCAGUAGGCAAGACAAUUAGGCCCCAUAAAUUGGCUACUAGCACUGUUGACCUUGCUUACCGACUUCCUUAUAAGCAAGAUUUUGCAGGAAAAGAGUUAAAUUUAUUUGGAAAUGAAUUAAUGGGAGCAGGCUGGCAGAUAGCGUUUAAUUCUUCUGAGAGUAUUGAAACUAAUAAAUGUGGUUAUAAGGCGGUAGUAUGGGUUAAUCAUACCACUAAAGAAGUGCAUAUUGCUUCAGCAGGUACACUCAUAGAUGUAUAUGAUGUAAUCGACGAUUUGUUGGUUGCUACUGGCCAUACUCCUUCCAAAUUCGUGCCAGCUAAAGCAAUGCUUGAAAAAGUAACGAGCGAAUUUAAUAACGAAUAUACAAUUAGUACUAGUGGUCAUUCGCUGGGGGCUUUUUCCUCCAAUUACACCAUAAUAUUAGCUAAAUUGUGGGGAAGGCAAGUUGGUAAAUCUACUACCUUUGAAAGUCCAGGCUUUGAUCAUCAAAAUAAUGAAGAAGCAGAGAUUAUGGAAAAAUUAGAAGCAGAAAUAUUACGCUGUUUUGCAAUUGAUUCUCCAUAUUAA